CUUUCUCUUCCCUGCCUGGGAGGGCGGUUAAGUGGACACGCCGAGCACGGAGCCCACCAGGGGCCGUGCUCAUCCCAGACGGUCACUGUUAAGAGCCCUCUGUUCCAAACGCAGUAGUGUGGAUGAUGCUCCUGCAGGAUGCCUUUCCUUUUGGGUCUUAGACAGGUUCUGGAUUUUUCUCCUUACUUUGAUGACAUUUCCAGGGUCUGAGGACGGAACAGGACCGCUCCAUGGCUCUAGAUACCUGCUGCAAAGAGCUGGAGCCGCUGAGGAAGUGGUGGAAUUAAGCCGAGAAUCCUGCUUAACGUGAGGACUGAGCUGCAGCACAUGAAAGAUGAAAACAGGCGUAUCUCUCCUGAAGCACAUCAGUCACAUAGUGCUUUCAACAUUUCAGAUCCCUUUGGCAAACUGUACUUCUUUCUAGGCAAAGAAGAGAAGGAAGCUUGUGUGGGUACCAACAAUCAGAGCUACAUCUGUGACACAGGACACUGCUGUGGACAGUCUCAGUGCUGCAACUACUACUAUGAACUCUGGUGGUUCUGGCUCGUGUGGACCAUCAUCAUCAUCCUGAGCUGCUGCUGCGUCUGCCACCACCGCCGAGCCAAGCACCGCCUUCAGGCCCAGCAGCGCCAGCGGGAAAUCAACCUGAUCGCCUACCGGGAAGCCCACAACUUCUCAGCACUGCCGUUUUAUUUCAGGUUUUUGCCAAACUACUUACUACCUCCUUAUGAGGAAGUGGUCAGCCGGCCUCCAACUCCUCCCCCGCCAUACAGUGCCUUCCAGCUACAGCAGCCCCAGCUGCCUCCUCAGUGUGGCCCCGAUCCCCCCAGGGGCUCCCCCUGCCCUGGGGCGCAGAGCAGCCCCACAUCCGGGCCCAGCAGAAGCGCCACAAGACCCCCCAGCGUCGCCGACCCUGAGCCCUCUGACAUGCCCGCUGACCGACCAGCCACCAAAGUCCCUGGCGUGGAGCCCAGUGGCUCCGAGGCCGGCCUGGGGGAGCUGGAUCUGGCGGCCUUCCCAGACAGGGAUUCGGAGUGCAAGGAGGAGCUGCUGGGGGACUACAGCUCGGAGCGCGGCAGCAAGGACAAGACGGCCGGCAGACAUCGCCGCUUCACCGGGGACUCUGGCAUCGAGGUGUGUGUGUGCAGCCGGGGCCACCACGACGACGACCUCAAGGAGUUCAGCACGCUCAUCGACGACGCUCUGGACGGGUCCCUGGACUUCUGCGACAGCUGCCACGUGCGGCCUCCUGCCGACGAGGAGGAAGGGCUCUGCCAGCCCUCCGAAGAGCAGUCCCCAGAGCCGGGUCGCAUGCUCCUGCCUCGGCCACCUGCGUGCCUGCUGCUGAACACCAUCAACGAGCAGGACUCGUCCAGCUCCCAGAACUGCGGCUCCCCCAGCUAGAGCAGAGCCUGCCUGGACCCCGCAAAGGUGCAGGGUAGGGAGAGCCACGAGAGAAGCAUUACGGGACUGUGGAGGAAGUGGUGUAGCCACUUUGUUCUUUUUGUUUGUUUCUCCUCUCCUCUCCUCUGUUUUCCUGCCUCUCCAGGUCCAGUUUGGGGUGUGGACGCCUUCCCCCAGGAAAGCACAGAGUUGUGCAUAGCUGAGAAGUAGGUUCUGUGACCCAUUCCUCACACCCCACCCCACCGCUCCUCCUCCUUGACCAGUCCUGGCUCACCAACCUGCCUGGGGCAUAGGCAUGAGUCUAAGCCCCCAAGGAAGGGCUGGGACUUCCCCAAGAUGAUUCUGAUGAGGUAGAGGAUUCAUGCUCUGGGGGUUAGUCUUAAGAGAAUUUCGCUGUUUCUUUGUGUAGGAGAGGCAACUGUCUUGACCCUGAAGGCCCAGAGACAGGCUUGGGGUUGUCGCCUGUGACUGCCAGUGUUCUAUAGAGCCGGGGGCUCACUCCUCAGGCGGGUGCAGGCUGUCGGGCAGGUUUGGAGGUUUGGUGGGAGCUUGUGUCCUCUCAGUCCCAGGGAGAGGUCAGUGCACUGCCUCACCCCGCCUCAGGGCCCUUCCAGCAGCCUUGCUGGCUGUGGGCUGCUGUGGGUGUGGAGAUUACACUGCCUUCCCUUCAGUUUUCCUUUACAAACAAGCCACCAAGAAGCAGCAGGCAGGCAAGAGUUCUCCUCUGCACAAGGGAAAUCAGUGGCUCUUAGGCAGGUGGCCUGUGUAAGCCUGUAUAAACGUGGCUGCCUGAGCCAGGAGUGGCCGCACCGCCCUGAGAGGAGGCCCCGACUCCAACCUGUGGGCACCGAGUGCCCUUUCUGCACCUCUUUGCCCUGGUCUGUGCCCGCAGGGACAUGGCUGGGAACAUGUCUCCCUGUCCCUCUGAACACACAGACUGCCCGAGCCGGGGCCUGGGCAGCCUGGGGGCUGUUCUCACAGUAUUUUCUCUUUCACUCUUAGUACAUCUUCUGUUGUUGUUUGCGUGUGUUUCAAGCUGACCACUGGGAAGAAGUACCUUGGUUAUCUGUGGUGUCCGUGCCCUGUCCCUGCCCCCUUGGGUGCAAUGACUCAUUUUCUGUAGCCUGGGUAAAGAGCCUCUGCCGGCUGGGAGGGCAGAGGCAGCCUCCAGCAGGAUGGCAGGCUCCUUCUUAAUAUAGUGUGGCUUCAGAGAAUCCAUUGAAUUUUGCUAGGAACACUCUAAAGGAGAAAGCAAGCAGCUGAAACUACAUUCCCCAACCAGUCCUGUUCACAGGAAACAUUUGGUUUUCCCUGCUCUUGAACCAUGAUAUUCAGACCAGGUGUUGAUGUUACAGUAAGGAAAAAAAUGAAAAAAACGUAUAUGCACAAAGCAGACAAAUCCAAGGGUGUGAAGUGAAGGAGUGUUUGCCUUUGGAUUCCACAAAACCAAAAUCCAUGUCGAACAAAGUGAAAUCUGUACACAAUGACUUUUUGGAUGACGUGUGUGUGUGUGUGUGUGUGUGUGUGUGUGUGUGUGUGUGUGUGUGUGUGUGUGUGUGUGUCUGUGUGUCUGUCAGUCAGCCUAAGCCCUGUGUUCCUGUGAAGAUACUUUGGAUGGCAGCCAUUCUGCUCACCCUACACACAUCCAGAGCAGACAUGGCCCUCUCAAGGUAAUUUAUGCUACGCAUCUAUGUUUACCGAACAAACGUCUGGCUGCCUGGGUGUGCCCAGCAGCACGGCCAACAGCAGCCCCACAGUGGUCGAGAGCUGCGCUGGAGGAAAGGUUCCGCUCUCCUCCUCCUCACUGCGAUUUGCACAUGCUUGGUGGACUCAGGCCUGUGUUCUGUUCCCUGUUGAUAGAGCUAUACCCUAAGCCUGCCACCUCCCUCCACUGCCCCUCCUCCCUGGUGUCGGGUUGUCCACACCUCGGGACAGAACGCAAAGGUGUUUUUCCAGACAAGCUUGCUUGUUCAGUGGCCGCUUGGACCAGCUGUGGCCCAGAUGUGGGCCUGCCCAGAAUGGAAGGAGGCCACAGCAGACACUGCCAGGGCUGGGGCGUGGGCAAGGCUGGUGGUGGCCAGGGCCAGCCAUGAGCAGCCUAGACACCUUUCUUCCUCCACCCAUCCCAGACCACUCAGUGAAGUGUCUCCGAGGAGAACAAGUCUUACCAAAACUGAUCUGUUCAGCUGACUGAUCAAAUGGGAGACUCCUGCCCCUCCCUGUUCCUUUCCCCGAAGGCUGAGGACUGCUUCGGGGCUGCCUGCUGGAGCAAGGGGAACGGAAGGUGUAGUCAGGGCCAACGUGAUGGAGUCUUGCUUCCAGCUCAGUGAGAAGAGCAUUUGGUGGCAGGUUCGGUGCUACAGUCGGAAGAUUAGCAGAGCCAGACACAUUCCCGUGUGAGGCGUAUCACCACUUGUCAGUUCUGGUGACUCUGUGUAUUUUAAGCAAUAAGACUCAGCUGGUCACUUUUCUGGGCAGUCUUGGUGACACAUUUCCUGUGCUGUGAUUGUUCUAAAGACAGAGUGGCUCUAACCACUGUGAGAACCUCAAUUAAAAAUCAAUCCCAAAAAUUC
Molecule: messenger RNA, 3977 nt
Organism: Heterocephalus glaber (naked mole-rat)
Lineage: Eukaryota; Metazoa; Chordata; Mammalia; Rodentia; Bathyergidae
Gene: Wbp1l
Product: WW domain binding protein 1 like
Source: RefSeq, a predicted model, not a curated record